Messenger RNA from Parascedosporium putredinis, 969 nucleotides. The record is from the annotation of a GenBank genome assembly. NCBI's taxonomy places the organism in Eukaryota, Fungi, Ascomycota, Sordariomycetes, Microascales, Microascaceae.
AUGCGUUACUCCAUCGCUUCCGCCCUGGCCUUUGCCAGCAGCGUUUCCGCGCACACCCUCAUGUACGGCGCCUGGGUCAACGGCGAGGACCAGGGUGACGGCCGCAACGUCUACAUCCGAACCCCCACCAACAACAGCCCCGUCAAGGACCUCACCAGCCGCGACCUCGUCUGCAACGUCAACGGCGCCAAGGCCGCCCCCAAGUUCAUCUCCGCCGCCGCCGGCGAUACCCUCACCUUCGAGUGGUACCACGACAACCGCGGCGACGACAUCGUCGACCUCUCCCAUCUCGGCCCCAUCAUCACCUGGAUCGCCGAGUACACCGAGUGGGCCGUCCAGAAGCUCGUCGCCAACAAGGGUCUCUGGGACUUUGACCUCCCUUCCAACCUCGCUCCCGGCCAGUACCUGAUCCGCCAGGAGAUCAUUGCCCACCACGAGUCCGACGCCGCCUUCAACGUCAACCCCGCCCGCGGUGCCCAGUUCUACCCUUCUUGCGUCCAGGUCGAGGUCUCCGGCUCCGGCUCCGCCGUUCCCGACCAGGCCUUUGACUUCAACGUGGACUACACCUACGCCGACCCCGGCAUCGUCUUCAACCUCUAUGGCGGCUACAAGACCUACCAGAUUCCCGGACCCGCCGUCUGGGAUGCCGCCAGCGCUUCCCCCGGUGCCGGUUCCGGCUCGGGCGGCAACGGUGAUGAUGAUGUCGCCACUCCUCCCGCUACCACUCCCGCUCCUACUCCUACCCAGCCUGCCGCUGAUCCCGUUGACGAGCCCGAGGAGCAGGCCACCCCCAGCCCCAUCUUCACCACCCUCGUCCCCGACCCGGCCCCCACCCAGCCUGCUGCUGAGGAGCCCGUCGCCGAGGAGCCCACCGCUACCCAGGAGCCUGCCCGCCCUGCCCCCACUCGUGUCUCCCCUUGCAAGAGGAGGAGGCGAAGCAUGAAGAAGCGCGCUUCCGUCGCUUACUAA